Messenger RNA from Vanrija pseudolonga, 1114 nucleotides. It is a transcript of the gene PDC, whose product is annotated as Phosducin. NCBI's taxonomy places the organism in Eukaryota, Fungi, Basidiomycota, Tremellomycetes, Trichosporonales, Trichosporonaceae. The coding region runs from base 1 to 981 and encodes 326 amino acids. The record is from RefSeq and is a predicted model, not a curated record. The transcript has 3 exons.
AUGGCCGGGCUCGAGGACGCAGCGCUGAGCGGCGAGCUAUUCCGACAGCACUCGGCCGCGUCGGGCGAGCGCUCGUCGCACGACGACCACGACCACGAGCACGAGGGCGACACGCACCAGGCGACCGACGACGAGGAGAGCUUGGGCCUCGUGUCGGGUGCGGCGCCGGCGCGCGGCGUGCGGCAGGGCGGCGUGCCAGCGCCGUCUGCACCAUCAAUGCGUUCGUCACGGCCGUACGCCGACAACGUGCCCCGCCGCGCCGGCGCGCCGCAGACUGGGCCGAAGGGCGUCGUGGAGGACCAGCGCGCGGCCGCGGCGGCAGCGGCACAAGCGCAGCGCGAUGCGGUGCGGCACACGCGUGCGGCGCAGGAACGCGCGGCGAUAACUGCGCCGACGGUGCAUGAGGAGGACGCGACGCGCAAGCUCGCCGCGCAGCUGGCUGACGCGUCGAUCGACGACGAGCGCGCGCGCUGGCGCGCUGCGCGGCUCGACGAGCUGCGCUCCGCCUCCGCGGUGGGACAAGAACGCGGGCUGCGCGAGGUCGGCAAGGAGAGCUUUAUCGGCGCUGUCGAGCGGCGCGGGUGGGUCGUCGUGCUCAUCUACGAGCCGGACAUUGCGCGGUGCCAGGAACUCCUCGCGAGCACAGUCGCGCUCGCGCGCUCCCUGCCCGGUAACCUCGCCGAACCGGUCAGCGUGGUGCGUGCGCGCGCGUCCCAGCUGGCGUUUAGCCUCUUGCCUGCGGAGCCUAGACCGCAUGGGGAUAACUACGACGACGACGAAGAGGAAGAGGAGGAGGCGCGGCCCGACCCCGACGUCCUGCCCACCAUGCUCGUGUACCGCGACGGCGAGCUCGAGCGGACGUGGGUCCGCGUCGACUUUGACCUGCGCGACGACGGCGUCGAGGGGCUGCUUAGGCGCGAGGGCAUCCUGCGCGAGACCAAGGGGAGCGGGUAUGACGACGAGGAGGAUGAGGAGGACUAGGGCUGAGGAGGGGACGAGACGAGGCGAAUAGAGGAGGCACACUAUGGACUUGUACAGGACACCGGAUACGCGACGAGCUAGAUACCACAGCAGCAGCAGCACACCGCGGCGCUGCCCGCGGCCACAAUACGCA